AUGUGGUUUUCUAAUUUUGUGCCGAGCACUGAGGGGAUUUUACUCUCAUUUUUUUUUAUCCUUUUGAUCGCAUACUACCUCAAAAACAGGAAUCCAAUAAAUUUUCCGCCUGGACCUUUUGCUUUACCCUUCCUCGGGAAUCUUCAGUUUAUUGACAAGAAACAUUUGCAUCUUUACUUCGCUGAGCUGGCUGAAGUCUAUGGGGACGUGUUCAGUUUCUGCUUCGGCAGGGAUAAAAUGGUAAUGAUCUCUGGAUACAAGAUGGUAAAAGAGGCUCUGGUGACACAAGCUGACAACUUUGUGGAUCGACCAUACAGUGCCCUGGCUGACAGGUUUUACUCGGGACCCACAGAGGGUCUGUUCAUGAGCAACGGUGGAAAAUGGAAGACACAGAGACGCUUUGCUUUGUCUACAUUACGAGACUUCGGCCUGGGGAAGAACCGCAUGGAGCAGUGUAUCUGUGAGGAGAUCCGAUACCUGCAGGAGGAGAUAGAGCAGGAGAAAGGUAAACUUUUCAGUGCAGCAGGCCUCUUCAACAAUGCUGUGUCUAAUAUUGUUUGCCAGCUGGUGAUGGGGAAAAGAUAUGAUUACAGUGACCACAACUUCCAGCUCAUGCUGAAGUAUCUGUCUGAGACUGUUCAGCUGGAGGGCUCUGUAUGGGGUACGCUCUAUGACUCUUUCCCUGGAGUGAUGAAGCUUUUGCCAGGUCCUCAUAACAAAAUGUUCAGCUAUUUCGACAUAGUCAAAGAUUUCAUCGCUCAGGAGAUAAAGAGCCACAAGAAGGACCUGGAUCACAACAAUCCCCGAGACUACAUCGAUGCUUUCCUCAUCAAAAUGGAGAAUCUCAAUGAAUCUGACCUGGGCUUCACUGAGACCAACCUGGUUAUGUGCUCUGCUGAUCUUUUCCUGGCUGGAACAGAAACAACAGCCACCACUUUGCUGUGGUCUCUGGUUUUCCUGAUCAGACAUCCUGAUAUCCAGGAGAAAGUACAGGCAGAGAUAGACAACGUGAUUGGACAAACUCGCCAGCCUUCCAUGGCUGACAGACCAAAUCUGCCCUACACUGAUGCCGUCAUCCACGAGAUUCAGAGGAUGGGAAAUAUUGUUCCUCUCAAUGGACUCAGAAUUGCCGCCAAGGAUACAACCCUGGAUGGUUACCACAUACCCAAGGGUACCAGUGUGUUGCCUGUACUCACCUCUGUGCUGUUUGACAAGACUGAAUGGGAGACUCCAGACACCUUCAACCCAGGACACUUCCUGGAUGCUGAUGGGAAGUUUGUGAAGAGAGAAGCAUUCCUACCUUUCUCUGCAGGGAAGCGUGUGUGUCUUGGCGAAAGCCUCGCCAAGAUGGAGCUGUUCCUGUUUUUUGUCGGCCUGCUGCAGAAGUUCACUUUCUCUGUUCCUGAUGGAGUGGAGCUGAGUACAGAGGGAAUUUCUGGAAUUACACGUGUGCCUGAACCCUUCAAGGUUCACGCCAAAACUCGCUGAAUUAUGAAAAAUCUUUCCAGUUAACCAACAUGUAACAGUCUAAGACUGUUAGCCGUCAUUAAAGUAAUUUGAUAAAUGUCUGUUUUUUGUAACCAUGCGUAGAGGGUCAUCACUGUAUGAUUGCUGCCUUUAAAAUUGACCGAUUCAUUUUUUUAUCCGUACAUUUGAUUCAGUGUGAACCAGUUAUGUUCCCUUAACAAUAUUCCUUCAGUACCAUUAUUAUUAAGAA
Pelmatolapia mariae (spotted tilapia) is the source of this 1717-nucleotide messenger RNA. RefSeq names its product cytochrome P450 2J6-like. Gene Ontology annotation, cellular component: cytoplasm; intracellular membrane-bounded organelle. The transcript has 9 exons. Gene Ontology annotation, molecular function: iron ion binding; heme binding; oxidoreductase activity, acting on paired donors, with incorporation or reduction of molecular oxygen, reduced flavin or flavoprotein as one donor, and incorporation of one atom of oxygen. Gene Ontology annotation, biological process: xenobiotic metabolic process. The coding region runs from base 1 to 1488 and encodes 495 amino acids. The record is from RefSeq and is a predicted model, not a curated record. NCBI's taxonomy places the organism in Eukaryota, Metazoa, Chordata, Actinopteri, Cichliformes, Cichlidae.